This is a messenger RNA of Capronia coronata CBS 617.96, 3885 nucleotides long. Its product is annotated as 5-oxoprolinase (ATP-hydrolyzing). Gene Ontology annotation, biological process: glutathione metabolic process. Gene Ontology annotation, molecular function: 5-oxoprolinase (ATP-hydrolyzing) activity. The transcript has 8 exons. The coding region runs from base 1 to 3885 and encodes 1294 amino acids. The record is from RefSeq and is a predicted model, not a curated record. NCBI's taxonomy places the organism in Eukaryota, Fungi, Ascomycota, Eurotiomycetes, Chaetothyriales, Herpotrichiellaceae. Gene Ontology annotation, cellular component: cytosol.
AUGGGUUCAGUCGAGAUGCCAGUCUCUGGCAUCAGGAUAUCAAUCGAUCGAGGGGGGACCUUUACCGACUGCGUGGCCAGGGUGCCCGGACAGAGCGACAUCGUCCUGAAACUGCUCUCCGUCGACCCUGACCACUACCCUGACGCACCUGUCGAAGCUAUUCGACGAGUCCUGGAACAGGCCACAGGGAGAUCGUACCCUCCUAGGAAAAAAUUCUCCCUCCGAGGUGUGGAAUCCAUCAAGAUGGGAACGACGGUGGCCACGAAUGCACUUUUGGAAAGAAAAGGUCAAAAGACUGCUUUUGUCGUUACUGAAGGCUUGAAGGAUCUUUUACAUAUCGGCAACCAGUCAAGACCGAACUUGUUUGAUCUGACCAUUAGUCGACCGGAGGUGCUUUACAGCAAGGUGGUUGAGAUUCCCGAACGUGUGACUCUAGAAGAUUGGACAGAAAGCACUCAGCCACCACGGCAGCUUGAAGCCAACCACGAUCCAGCCCUCGUGAAAGGAGUAACUGGCGAAAUCGUAAGGAUUCUCAAGCCGAUAGAUACUGGUACAACACGGCAGAUCCUUCAACAGGUGUAUGAUGAGGGCUAUCGGUCGAUAGCAGUCUGCUUGAUGCACAGCUAUACGUUCCGAGAGCAUGAACGAGCUGUUGGCCGGAUAGCGUCCCAAAUAGGGUUCACGCAUAUAUCACUAAGCGCCGAACUGUCCCCGGCUGUGAAAAUCGUACCCAGGGGAAACUCUUCGACGGCCGAUGCAUAUCUGACCCCAGAGAUUCAAAAGUACAUUGCUGGAUUCGUCUCCGGGUUUGAAGAUCUGUACGAAAGUGGUUGCCGAUGCGAGUUCAUGCAGAGCGAUGGCGGCCUUGUCGAGUUCUCUGCCCUGUCCGGGCUACGUGCAAUCUUGUCUGGACCAGCAGGCGGCGUCGUGGGGUACGCAAGGACGUCGUAUGACGAGACUAAGAAAACGCCGAUCAUCGGGUUCGAUAUGGGUGGGACUUCUACCGACGUCUCACGGUAUGCAGGGGAGCUGGAGCAGAUCUUCGAGACUACAACUGCCGGCGUCACCAUCCAAAGUCCGCAACUGGAUAUCAAUACUGUUGCGGCUGGUGGAGGCAGCAUCCUAACGUGGCAGAGUGGAAUGUUCAAGGUCGGACCUGAGAGUGCUUCGGCUCAUCCUGGACCAGCCUGCUACCGAAAAGGUGGUCCGCUGACGGUGACAGAUGCCAAUCUAGUCCUAGGCAGGAUCCGACCAGAGUUCUUCCCUAGCAUUUUCGGUCCGAAUGAGGACUUGCCGCUGGAUAUUAUGGCUAGUAAGGCUCUAUUUGAGAAGUUGGCCGCGGAGAUCAACGAAUCUGUCGAGAUACAGCUGAGCAUUGAAGAGAUUGCCGCCGGGUUUCUGGACGUGGCCAACGAAGCGAUGUGCCGUCCGAUUCGGACACUAACCGAAGCCAGAGGAUACGAUGCGAGUCAGCAUCACCUUGCAGCCUUUGGUGGUGCGGGUGGUCAGCAUGCAGCCGAUAUUGCGGCAAGGCUGGACAUCUCCAGGGUGUUGAUCCACAAGUAUUCUUCUCUUCUGUCAGCAUAUGGCAUGGUUUUGGCGGACGUGGUACGCGAGGAGCGAAGUCCUUCAGCUCUGACCUACAGUGAGGAAAACAUGCCCUCGUUCGCCACCGAAUUGGACCGACUGCAACGGGUGGCCGAAAAAGCGCUGCGAGACCAGGGCAUCGACCAGUCUCGCAUAACAUCAGAAAGAUAUCUCAACAUGCGGUUCCAUGGUAGCGACACUCCAAUCAUGGUGCAGCAACCCCCAGACAGAGACUUCGUCACGAUAUUCAAGAACAUCCACCUCCAACAGUUUGGUUUCCUCCCUUCAAAUCGGCGGAUCAUCGUUGACGAUUAUCGCGUGCGGUCCGUUGGUCACAGCCUGCUAAACUUGCCUGCUCCGUGGUCUGCCGAAUUGGCCCAAUACAAGACUUUCCCAACCCCGGAGGCAGACAUCACGAGGAAGGUCUAUUUCAAGUCUACCGGCUGGUACAACACCCCUCUGUAUAGCCUCAAAGUCCUCCAACCGGGUUCAAAGAUUGAAGGGCCAGCAUUGAUAAUCGACAAUAACCAGACCAUAAUCAUUACACCUCAAUCAAUUGCCACGAUCCUAUCGAAUAUGGUGGUCAUUGAUGUUGCCUCGAGUAAGAAGAACUCGAUUUCGGAUAGGACGGUGGAUCCAAUCCAACUUUCCAUCUUCGGACAUCGAUUCAUGGGAGUGGCCGAACAAAUGGGUCGGUCGCUGCAGAAGACCAGUGUCAGCACCAACAUCAAAGAGAGACUGGAUUUUUCGUGUACAGUCUUUUCGCCAGACGGAGGGUUGGUCGCAAAUGCUCCCCACGUUCCAGCAAUGAUUGGGAGCAUGGCUUUCGCCGUGAAGUGGCAGAUCGACCACUGGAAAGGAGACCUGCGGCCUGGAGACGUGAUCUUGUCCAAUUCUCCGAUCUGUGGAGGCACUCACUUGCCUGACCUCACGGUCAUCACUCCGAUUUUCGAUGAUGCUGGCGAGAAAAUCAUCUUCUGGACCGCCUCGAGAGGUCACCAUGCAGAUAUCGGUGGAAUCCUGCCGGGCUCGAUGCCGCCAAACUCGAAAGAACUGUGGGAGGAGGGAGCGGUCAUCAAAGCCUUUAAAGUGGUGGAGGGCGGUGACUUCAAAGAAGAAGAACUUACUCGUCUGUUGAUGGAACCACAACAAUAUCCAAAUUGCAGCGGCACUCGAUGUCUUCGCGACAACAUCUCCGAUAUCAAGGCCCAAGCCGCUGCCAACCACCGCGGUAGUCAAUUGAUUCAUUCGCUGAUCAGAGACUACGGCCUGGACACUGUUCAAUUCUACAUGGAGCAAAUACAGAGCGCUGCGGAAUGUGCGGUCCGCAACAUGUUGCGGGCCAUUUUCAAACGGACAUCCGGCCAACCCUUGUCCGCGACCGACUACAUGGAUGACGGGACUCGGGUUUGCCUGAAGGUAACCAUCGAUCCAGCCAGCGGAGGGGCCGUCUUCGAUUUUGACGGCACCGGGCCCGAGGCGUACGGAAACUGGAACGCGCCCAUCGCCAUCUGCCAUUCUGCAAUCAUCUUUGCCCUGCGAUGUAUGGUCAAUAUGGACAUCCCGUUGAACCAAGGCGCCAUCCGUCCGGUCGAGGUCAAGAUUGCCCAGGACUCGCUACUGAACCCGGGCCCCACGGCGGCUGUGUGCGCGGGCAACGUGCUCACGUCGCAGCGCAUUGUGGACGUAAUUUUCCGCGCCUUCAACGCCGUGGCGGCCAGUCAGGGAUGCAUGAACAACUUGACCUUUGGGUCGGACGAUGCCGAGAACGGCUUCGGCUACUACGAGACCAUUUGCGGCGGAUCUGGUGGCGGACCGGGCUGGAAGGGCACCAGUGGCGUCCAUACCAACAUGACCAACACACGUAUCACAGACCCGGAGAUCCUCGAGCGGCGGUACCCGGUCAUCCUCCGACGGUUCUCCUUGCGUGAGGGCAGCGGAGGCUGCGGUCUCUAUCCAGGUGGCGAUGGUGUAGUUCGCGACAUCGAGGUCUCCAUCCCCAUGAAAGUCUCCAUCUUGAGCGAGAGACGUUCUUUCGCGCCAUACGGCUUGAUGGGCGGUGGUGAUGGGGAGAGAGGCCAGAACCUCUGGAUCCGGAGGGACGGCCACGUCAUCAACCUCGGCGGGAAGAAUACUGCGUCGAUGCAGGCCGGCGACAGGAUCGUCAUCCUAUCCCCCGGGGGAGGCGCUUGGGGAAGUGCUGAUGGCUCAACGCCGGUCAUGGACAUCAGGAACAAGUUCCGGCCGGCGGCAAACGGGAGCGUGGACAUCAUUCAGAGCAUGGGAGAGUCGUCUUGA